ACCAUAAGACUGGAUGGGCAAGGUCAUGGCAAUGAGGGCAAGUUCACCCCCAUGGGGAGAGACCCAUCCAAAAUGUGUGUGCACAUCUGCAGAAAUGAUCCGUGGAUAGAUCGGAUACCUGCGAAUAUAAAACAGAUACCUGCGCAUUUGUAUCUGCAUCCAUAUCCGCAAAAAUGAUCUGUGGAUAUCUUCAGAUUUGCAGGGCUCUACUCGUUCAUGCCAUUCCCAGAUGUACUGGAAUGGCCUGUAUCCUAGGAGCAUGUGAGUGGACACUCUAGGAGCUAUUCUGCACUAGCUGUCCAUGUGGAUACUCAUAUUUUGAACUGAAAGCACUUUUUUGUGGCUAAGGCUAAUCCACUUCUAAUACCAAUAGCUCAAUGUUCAUAUGCAGGCCCAUAUGCAGGAAUUUCUGUGGGGGGUGUGUGCUUUUUUUUUGUAAAUGUGGACCACACGGGUGUGAAUGCACCCCCCAUGGUCCCCCAUGAAAGUGUGGAAAUUAGCUCCACUCUUCCCCCAGCAGGUCAGAGCAUGGGGGAGGGCAGCUCUGGCAGAGCACUGCUCCUGCCUUCCCCUAGCAGGCCGAAGCAUGCUUACUUAGUGGACCAUGGGGGUGCUUUCACACCCUUUGCCCCCCCUACGGACAGGCUUGAUAGGAGUUUGAUGUUGCAGGGGAGUAGAGCCACAAAGCUGCAUUGAUUUAACUUGAGUUGUUCUGCUUUGUCCUGUUGAACUUGUGUGUAAUGUUAAGCAUGCAUGUAAGAUCGCUGCAACAUCUGGCCCUAAACGAUUUUUCCUUAGUUUUGAGGUUUUGUGACAGAUUUUAAAAUGGGGCCAUCAUUGCUCAGAGGUUUGUCAAACUUUUGACAGACCUGAGCCCCAGACUCCAUGCAGGCAACAGGAGCUGAAAAACCCCUAACAAAUGCUUACAAGAGAUAUUACAAGAGCCCACUCAACUCUUAGUGGAAAACAGCCUAAGCACUAGUUUUACAAACUUCCACGGGUUAUAUGGGACCUAAACUACAGACACAUACAUGUCCCUUGUUGGUGGGGAGAGUAGUAAGCUCUGUGGUUAAUCACCUCAAGCCUUGUGAAAUUGUUUGUUGAUUUUCAGCUAAAAGAUAUCGCCACUUUAUAAUUUUGUGUUUGGUUUUCUAUAAAAUCUGAUGUAGCUGCACAAGACAGGUGUAUGCCAUACUGCAAAUAUUUUUGAGUGACACACUUGAUCUUACAAUAUCAUCUACAGAAGUAUGGAAGGUCAAGUAAUAGAAAUUAUCCUUGUCACUGAUUUCAGGAUGGAAAACAAUCAUUCAGUACAGAUUUCUUUUUUCUUUGGUCAUAAGAUACAUUCACUCUGCUGUAAAAGUAAAUGCUGAUAAUGAUUAACAUCAAACUGGAAAUCAGUGGCAUUUCAAAUAACCUGACAGGUUAGCCUCUGUGUCAAUGACAUGCUUUAAAGGAGAGAAAUAUAUUGUAACCUAGAUUUCAAAGGUCACUGUAAUACUCCCCUAAGCAUUUUCAAAGCCAGGAUUUAUGUGCCAGUACAUCAGCAAUAUGGAUGGUUUCAAGGUUUGGUCUGUUCUGCAGCUGAUUAUAGUUUAUAAUCUCUGCCAAAGAUGUAUGCCGUGUGGUCUCUCAACACAUAUUGAAAUAGCACACAGAGCUGUGGAAUUUUUCAGUGAACACAAAGGGAAUGUUAACUAUAGAAAGUUGUUACUAAAUCACCAGGAUGCAUUUCAGGCUGGGAGCCUUUAUCCUGAUGCCUUUUAUCCUUCUGUCUGCAGGAAUGGCAGAUUCCAUCAUGUUUCUGAAGAUACUCACUGGGCACCAUUUCUUACCGCUUCUGUCCAUUACAUCAGAAAGAAUUACCCUCAGCCUUGGGAGGAGGCUACAGAGAAACUAGUGGCUUUCCUCUUUGGAAUUGCCUCACAUAUGGUGGCAGAUGUGAGCUGGCAUAGCUUGGGCAUUGAUCAAGGAUUUCUAAGAACCAUGGCAGCCAUUGAUUUCCAUGGCUCAUACUCAGAAGCUCAUAGUACUGGGGAUUUUGGAGGUGACGUAUUGAGCCAGUUUGAGCUUGAUUUUAGUUACCUGAAAACAGAUUGGUAUGUACCAGUCAAAGACCUGCUAGCUAUCUAUAAGGAAUAUUAUGGCCAGGAAGUCAUAACUGAAGGCACAAUUAUUGACUGCACUUACCUGCUGUUUCUUGAAUUGUAUGGAGAAAUUCUUGCUGUUGCCAAGCUUUUUCCAACAUAUGCUAACAAGUCUCCGUUUUUGGUGGAGCGAUUCCAUGAGUAUUUUCUUGGAGGAGUGGAUGACAUGGCAUUUUGGUCAAAUAAUAUUUUUCAGCUAGUAGGCAACAUGUUGGAAAAUGGAACCAGUGGCUGCUUCAUACCUGAGAACCCUCUGUUCAUAGAGUGCAAUGGAGAACAUAAGAACAGUGACAUAAUUAAACAAUCCAAAAAGGAACAGCAUAAGAACGUGACUUCUUCGCUUACAAAGACAAUUGAAAAGAAUAUAAACUAUACAGAGAAAGGUGUUUAUUUCAAUAUGCAAUCCUUGGCAACGAAGUCUCUUCGCUUUAUCAACAGUGCUUUUUCAAAGAAUAUCAGGAAAAUGUUAGCAGUUGCUUAUCAGCAACCUUCUAACCACAUCUCCAAACCCACAGCCUCGUACUUUCUGAAAUCACCCUAUGCCAGACUUGGAUGGGCAAUGACCUCAGGUGACUUAAACCAAGAUGGUUCUGAGGAUCUAGUGGUUGGAGCACCAGGAUACAGCAGAUUGGGCCAUGUUCAGAUAGGAAGGGUGUACAUAGUCUACAGUAAUCUAUCAGGUUUGCCUCCAGUAAACAUGGAUCUAGACAAGGAAGCGGAUCAAGUACUGGAGGGUUGUCAGCCUUCAGGCAGGUUUGGUUCUGCCAUAGCAAUACUGGACUUCAAUGCAGAUGGAGUACCAGACAUAGCGGUCGGAGCACCUUCGGAAGGAUCAAGGGAUCUCACUUAUACAGGUGCUGUGUAUGUAUAUUUGGGCACUGCAGGAAGAGGCCUGUCAUCUUGGCCAAACAUUACCAUAACUUGCCAGCACACAUUCUGUAACCUUGGCUGGUCACUGCUGGCUGCUGAUAUUAAUGGGGAUGGAAAGUCUGAUCUGGUUGCCGGUUCUCCAUAUGCACCUGGCGGUGGAAAGCAGAGAGGAUUUGUAGUUGCAUUUUAUUCACACUUUAGCUGGAGUGACAAAGGGCUGAUAUCAGUAGAGGAUGCCAAUUGGAUGGUGAAGGGGGAAAAGAACCAUGCCUGGUUUGGAUAUUCACUUGCCAGCCAUCAACUAGAGAACAAAACCUUGCUGUUGAUUGGCAGCCCUACCUGGAAGAGAUGUCUUGGUCUGGGUAGCUGCAUCUCAUUGAAUACCAAACAGAGUGUUGGAAAGGUGUAUGGAUACAAUCCACCAAGCACACACAGCUGGUUUGCUGUAACUGGAGCCAUGGCGAGGGGCAAACUGGGUUCGUCACUGGCCAGUGGCUUUGUGUCUGUGGCUGGAAUCCCAAGAGAAGUGUUGGUGGUGGGUGCACCUACGUCUGACAGCACAUCCAGGAUUGCAUUCAUAUCCUCAGUUCUGCACCAAGCUGGAAAUGUUCUGAUGUAUGACUUGACGCAUGGUGCCAACCCUUCUUUGCUCAGUACUUUCAGUGGGGACAGGAGGUUCUCUCGCUUUGGAGGAGAUGUGCACUUAAGUGACCUGAACAAUGAUGGACUAGAUGAAAUUAUUGUGACAUCUCCUCUGCGAAUGGAAGACAUCACAUCUGUACUAUUUGGAGGGGAGGCUGGACGUGUUUACAUCUAUAAUGGAAACGAGACUACCUUAGGUCAUGUGACAGACAACUGCAAAUCAUGGAUUUCUCCUUGUCCUGAAGACUGGGAAGGAUCAAGAUUUGGGAGCGCUAUCGUCACUGUGAAAUCUCAAGGAAAGAGAGAAGUUGUAGUAGCGGCUGAGAGAAGUUCGGUGAAAGCUAGACUUAGCGGAAGGCUUUUUAUGUAUACCCUUUAACGUUCUUUGCUGGGUUUGGGUACAAGUCUGUUUUCUGUGGUGGACCCCUCCUCCCAAUAUCUAUGUUGUUCUCCCUCACUCCUACCUGUGCCAUGCUAACAAACUAGAUGCUCAAACAGGAUGUAGCUA
Molecule: messenger RNA, 4167 nt
Organism: Pelodiscus sinensis (Chinese soft-shelled turtle)
Lineage: Eukaryota; Metazoa; Chordata; Testudines; Trionychidae
Source: RefSeq, a predicted model, not a curated record